GACGUUUUCCUGGAUUGCUUAUUAGGCAUCUAUAGUUUACACGCCUUCCGCCAAAUCCAGCGGAUACCACAUUGACGCCCAUCAUCUUUGGCGGCUGUACACAAUACAGACACCCGGAUGUCAGCUUCGGUAAAAAAGCCUACUCUCGUUUCUCAAUCCGGCAAAUCGAAAGUACAACCUGCCGGACGCCCUGCCAAGCAGGAACUCACGGAGGAUCAAAAACUGGAAAUAAAGGAAGCUUUUGAUCUGUUCGAUACCGACAAAACAGGUUCCAUCGAUGUGCAUGAGCUGAAAGUUGCUAUGCGGGCUCUAGGCUUUGAGCCUAAACGGGAGGAGAUUAAAAAGCUUCUCGUGGAGUUUGAUUGUGAUUCCAAGGAGACGAUCGAAUAUUCUGAUUUUUUGCAGAUGAUGACCGUAAAAAUGCAGGAUAAGGAUGCUAAGGAAGAAAUUCUAAAGGCGUUCCGUUUAUUUGACGACGAUGAGACGGGAAAGAUAUCCUUUAAAAACUUAAAACGUGUUGCUAAAGAAUUGGGAGAAAAUCUUACCGAUGAAGAGCUACAGGAAAUGAUCGACGAGGCCGACCGUGACGGUGACGGGGAGGUAGAUGAGCAAGAAUUCCUGCGCAUUAUGAAGAAAACUAACUUGUACUAAUUUGUUCCCCCUACCUACGUCCAUUUGCUUUUCAAAACCCACACAAAAUUCCCAUCCGGCUGUUCUCACUGAGUUCGCUUUCCUCAGUGAAUCCUUCGAUCUUUCUAUUGUUGCCACAGCGUUCACUUAAAGUCUAUUGUCUUCCAAAACGUUCUCACCUUCGCAUUUGUGGUUCAUUAAAGUAUGUUACGGUAAAUGUCACAGAGUGUGUACUUUCGUAUUGGGUGAAUACGAUACGAUUUUAGGCA
This is a messenger RNA of Dicrocoelium dendriticum, 899 nucleotides long. The record is from the annotation of a GenBank genome assembly. NCBI's taxonomy places the organism in Eukaryota, Metazoa, Platyhelminthes, Trematoda, Plagiorchiida, Dicrocoeliidae.